AUGUUCAGCGGUUAUCGUCUCGUCGUCACUACCGAAAAAAUGUCUGAUUUAAAAUACACUGGAAUUAAGGCAGAUCGCCAAGCGUUGCUCCUACAACGAUACCACCAGUUUAUUAAUGGGCUGUCUGACGUGACCAAGGAGCCUGUAAAAGUUUUCGAUCCUCUGCCUCAGAGGGCGUUGGACGAACUAGACCUCAUCAGGAAGGUCAGUGCGACGUUGCAGGAUAAGAAGAACGAGGAGAUGCAGAGAAUUGCGCAAGCUGGUAAAGAAGCGGCGGAGAGUGCCAAACAGGCUGCAGCGGAAAAGGAGGCUGCAGAAAAAGCGGCAACUGAUGAAGCUGUAAAAGAAUAUUAA
Arctia plantaginis is the source of this 354-nucleotide messenger RNA. The record is from the annotation of a GenBank genome assembly. NCBI's taxonomy places the organism in Eukaryota, Metazoa, Arthropoda, Insecta, Lepidoptera, Erebidae.